AUGCCGUACAUGCUAAUAUCGACACAAAUUCGUCUGCAAACUGGACCAACUUUUGUUGGAGAUGGAGACAGUGACAAGUAUUUGAUGGAAAGGUUACAAGCGAGACCAUCUCAACAGCUCGGGAACGAGUUUGUGGCAAGUUGCAUGGAAUACAUAACACCGCUAAGUCCCCGAUUAGUUUUGGAUCUUCUGGAAAAAGAAGGAUGGAAAGUGGUGGGCAUGGCGGGUAUAGGGCAAACAUGUGCAUGGACUUUGUAUAGGAAUCAGUAG
Necator americanus (New World hookworm) is the source of this 270-nucleotide messenger RNA. RefSeq lists its product as uncharacterized. The transcript is spliced from 2 exons. NCBI's taxonomy places the organism in Eukaryota, Metazoa, Nematoda, Chromadorea, Rhabditida, Ancylostomatidae. Gene Ontology annotation, molecular function: GTP cyclohydrolase binding. The coding region runs from base 1 to 270 and encodes 89 amino acids. The record is from RefSeq and is a predicted model, not a curated record. Gene Ontology annotation, cellular component: nucleus; cytoplasm. Gene Ontology annotation, biological process: negative regulation of biosynthetic process.